AUGCAUAACGGGUAUUCAAUGAUAGAUGGAGAUACCCUCACAGAACUAGAGUCUGAAAGGUUACCAAAUGAGUGGUCUGCACAAACAUAUGAGUUGUUCACGUUAAAUCAGGCCUUAAAAUUUCUGCAAAUCAAGAAGGAACAAUCUAUACAGACUCCAGGGCUGCUACAGUUUGCUGGGGGCCUGCUCCAGUCCCUAGUUGCCUCGGAUUUUCCAGUACCUGAAGGUAUCACCAGUGAAGGCUAUGUAACAGGAAAGAUGGCAGUCUGCCCCUUCUUCUGGGAGGUUCUAGAGAAGCCAUCAGAGUCAGUGGAGGAUGAGCUUCAUAAAGUGGGAGAUCUCCAGGAUCCUUCCUGGACUCCAAGAUACCCAGAGAAGCCGGAUCCUGUGUCCCGGAACCCCCUUCCUGCUCCUCUGUGGGCCCUGAUCUUGGGGAGAACUGGGCUGGCCGCCGGGCUCCGCCUUCACCACUUGGGCCCUGAGUUCCUCAGCGGCGCCUUCGUGGGCGACACGCGAUUCCUGAGCUUCCACAGCCGCGACGAGAAUCGGAGCGUGAAGCCUCGGGCGCCGCGGGUGGAGAAGAUGGGACAGGGCUAUGGGCGCCCUGAGGAAAGUUCUCGAAGACCGCAGGGAAUGUUACUGAGGGGCCUGAGGUUCCUGGGCCGGCACCGCCACCAGGGUCAGCCAGUGAGUGACAUCAGACUCCGGGCACAGGUGUCCGCCCCCCGACCGCAGAGUGACCGGCCCGGGUCUCCCAGGGAUGGGGGGCGGGGCCUCAGCUGAUCCCUCUCAGGUGCGGAAGCGCUGGGGACAUUUUGCUGCAGGUUUCUCCUUCAAUCUGGAUUAUGACUGACUUGUUCUGUGACCAAUGACAGAGGGAGGAAGGAGCUGGGGUGGGCGGGGCGACCUCCCUCCCCGCCCUGGUCCCGCCUCCGGCUCGCCCUGGGGCUGGUCCAGGGCACCGCACCUGCAGAUGCUGCUGCCUGGCUGGGCGGUGGCUCCGGACAGGAGCUUCCUCGGAGGACACUUUAAGUCCGCCUACCACAAGGAGAUUUCAUGUCCCUGAACGAGGACCUGCAGACCUGGACAGCGGCUCAAAGAGCAGCUUGGAGGAUCCAGCGCGCUUGGGAGAGGUUCUGGACCGCGGAGGCCACAAGGGAAAGUCCGAUGGGUCACUGCACUAGGUGGCUGCUCAGACACCUGGAGCAUGCAAGGAGAUGAUGCUGCCGGCAGGUACUGGGGUCUUCCGGACCCCACGUCAGGACCUCUCGGAGCCGGAAUUAUGUUCCUUGGAGGCAUCCAUAUUUGAGGAAAGAGGAGACCGAACAGCCUCCUCGUCCUCCUCCUCCUCCUCCUCUUCCUCCUCUUCCUCCUCUUCCUCCUCCUUCUCCUCAUUCUCCGCCUCCUCCGCCUCCUCCUCCUCCGCAUUUCUACUGCGAGGUUGGGGAUUCUGGUCCAGGCUCCUGAGGCUCUCCCAUGGUUGGGUGGGGAGGGAGGACAGAGAAGAAGGAGUGCAGGGAGGUAAAUAGGAAAGGACAGUAGUUACCCUUGUCAACAAUGAUGUACUUGGGUCCAGCUUCACCGGGAAUCUUUUUCUUUCCUGGUCCUCUGUGCCCAACAAUUACAUAUAAUCUUUAACCCAACCAGAAGAUAAAACACCAGGAAACGGAAUCAGCAGAGACACAGUGGAUGAAAGUACCAGGAAGGACUGCUAGGUUCCAAUAGAAAGUGGCAGAUAUUCUUAAAUUUCUUAAAAGAGAUUGAAUUGGAAUUACCCAGGCCCCAAACUGAAUCGACGAAUUGGGAGUGUGUAAUGUGCCUGUGUCUCUCUGUGCACAUGUGGAUAUAUAAACAGGCCUUUCUGCUUCAUCGAAACUUGGAAACAAGGCAGAAGACAGAGUCAUCGAGUAAUACAGAAGUGGGGCUGUCAUAUGACCUCAUUGCAGAAGUGACAUCAUUUUUGCCACUUUCUAUUGGUUAGAAGCAAGUUUAGGUCCCAUCGGUUCUCAGCUGGAUGAGAUGCCAAGAGACAGGAUCACCGGGCAUUGUCUUAGGGUCUCUAUGCACAGGCUGGACCAUGACUGAACAAGAUCAUUACAAACCCGGAUCCUGGACUGGGCCAGAUGAUCUGCGGAGCUGAGCUGUGUUUAUGAAAUCAAAGCCCUGGAAACAAAAAUCAAGAGAUGCCCACUGGAAAGGCUGGUCUUGCAUUCUGUGUGAAAGCUAAGAUGGCGUUCUCUCCAAAUGUUUUUCUCUAUUACUUUUCAAACCUCCUGCAUCUGUAAAGAAGCAACACCACUAAACCUAUCUGUUUUUUUUUUUUUCAUUCGAAUGUCAUACUGUUAGGCAAAUCUUCUCCUUUCACUAUUUCUUCAAGCUUGUUUUCAUGCAGAAUCCCACAAACUUCUGGUAAUUACACUUUGUUGAUUUCUUUGCCUUCACUCAGUUUAUUUUUUAGUGAUUUUAUUUCUCUUGUAUGGAUAAAUUAGUCCAUUUAAUUAGGGAAUUUGUGUCUUCUAAAUAAACCUUUCUACUAUUUUUUGGA
Pan troglodytes (chimpanzee) is the source of this 2545-nucleotide messenger RNA. RefSeq lists its product as uncharacterized. The transcript has 6 exons. NCBI's taxonomy places the organism in Eukaryota, Metazoa, Chordata, Mammalia, Primates, Hominidae. Bases 1 to 783 code for a protein of 260 amino acids. The record is from RefSeq and is a predicted model, not a curated record.